Myripristis murdjan (pinecone soldierfish) is the source of this 2460-nucleotide messenger RNA. RefSeq names its product protocadherin beta-16-like. The coding region runs from base 1 to 2460 and encodes 819 amino acids. Gene Ontology annotation, molecular function: calcium ion binding. The record is from RefSeq and is a predicted model, not a curated record. Gene Ontology annotation, biological process: homophilic cell-cell adhesion. The transcript has 2 exons. Lineage: Eukaryota; Metazoa; Chordata; Actinopteri; Holocentriformes; Holocentridae. Gene Ontology annotation, cellular component: plasma membrane.
AUGGGGUACAGUGGAUAUUUAGGCCUGCUCUACAGUUUUGCUUUCUCUGCUCAGCUGUUACAUACCGUUAAUGGAGACGUAAGCUACUCGAUUCCCGAAGAAAUGAAACGUGGAUCUGUCAUUGGAAAUAUAGCUAAGGACCUCGGUCUGGAAAUGGGACAGUUAUCUGCUCGGAAGGCCCGGGUUGACAGCGAAUCAAACCGUAAACGGUAUUGUGACAUAAAUCUUAUCACCGGGGAUUUGAUUGUCGCUGAAAGAAUUGACAGAGAAUCACUUUGCGGAGAAAAGGUAUCUUGUAUCUUGAUUUUUGAGCUGAUUUUAGAGGGACCCUUGGAGUUGCACCGUAUUUCACUUCAAAUUCAAGAUAUCAAUGACAACGCUCCUGUUUUCACUAAAGAAGAAAUCAAGAUUGAAAUUAAUGAAUUGGCUGUUAAAGGAUCUCGCUUUCGCGUGAACGAGGCGCAUGAUACGGAUAUAGGGCCAAACGCUGUUCAAAACUAUGUAAUACAGAAAAAUAAUCACUUGGUACUGGAAAUUCAGUCAAAAUCAGAUGGAAGUAAAUUUGCUGAACUUGUGAUGUAUAAGGAAUUAGAUCGCGAAGAACAACAGGAGUUUAGAUUACUUCUAACUGCAUUAGACGGAGGCACACCUCAAAGAUCUGGCACUGCAGUCAUCCAUGUUAUUGUACUGGAUGCCAAUGAUAACGCUCCAGUGUUUAGCCAGAGUGUUUAUCAGACCGAUAUUCCUGAAAACUCUCCUCUUGAUACUGUGGUGCUUGCAGUGACUGCAACUGAUGCAGAUGAGGGUCUGAAUGGUGAAGUAACAUAUGAAUUAAUCCGCAUUUCAGAAACAGGUAGAAAAACAUUUAUGUUAAAUCCAACCACAGGUGAGAUCAAACUCAUAGGACCUUUGGAUUUCGAGGAAGAGUCAACAUAUGAAAUGCGUAUAGAGGCCAAAGAUGGAUAUGGCCUUACAUCAGAUUCCAAAGUCAUAAUUGAUAUCACAGAUGUAAACGACAACCCCCCUGUAAUAAACAUAAAAUCACUGACCAAGCCUAUACCAGAGAACAUGUCACCUGGUACAGAGGUGGGCAUUAUUAACGUGCAGGAUAGAGACUCUGAGAUUAACCGACAGGUCCGCUGCUCCAUUCAGCAAAACGUCCCUUUUAAGUUGGUACCUUCAAUCAAAAACUACUAUUCUCUGGUGACCACAGGCCACCUGGACCGUGAGCUGGUAUCUGAUUACAACAUUACAAUCACUGCUACAGACGAGGGCUCUCCUCCUCUUUCCUCCUCUAAAAUUGUUCAGUUGUCUGUAGGUGAUGUGAACGACAAUCCACCUGUGUUUGAGGAACAGUCCUACAGCACCUACGUGACUGAAAAUAACAAACCUGGCUCCACUUUAUGUUCUGUUACUGCUCGAGACCCAGACUGGAGACAAAACGGUACAGUGAUUUAUUCUCUUUUACCUGGUGAGGUGAACGGGGCCCCGGUGUCCUCCUAUCUCUCAGUUAACGGAGACAGUGGGGUGAUCCACGCUGUGAGGUCGUUUGAUUAUGAACAGUUCAGGAGCUUUAAAGUCCAGGUGAUGGCCAGAGACAACGGUUCUCCUCCACUCAGCAGCAACGUGACCGUCAGUGUCUUCAUAACGGAUGUGAAUGACAACUCUCCUCAGAUACUGUACCCCGCCCCGGAGGGUAGCUCGUUCAUGACCGAGCUGGUGCCCAGAGCUGCACACGGAGGCUCUCUGGUGUCCAAGGUGAUAGCUGUGGACGCGGACUCCGGCCAGAACGCCUGGCUGUCCUAUCAUAUAGUCAAAUCCACUGAUCCCGGACUUUUCACUAUUGGUGUCCACAGCGGAGAGAUCAGGACACAGCGGGACAUUUCUGAAUCUGACAGCAUGAAACAGAAUCUCAUUGUGGCAGUGAAAGAUAAUGGGAAGCCCUCUCUCUCUGCCACCUGCUCCAUGUAUUUACUUAUUUCUGACAACUUGGCUGAGGUUCCAGAACUGAAGGAUAUGUCUUUUGAUGAGAGCAGUUCCAAAGUGACCUCAUAUCUGAUCAUCGCGCUGGUGUCGGUCUCCACCUUUUUCCUGACCUUCAUUAUUAUCAUCCUGGGUUUGAGGUUUUGUCGCAGGAGAAAGCCCAGACUGUUGUUUGACGGGGCGGUCACCAUCCCCAGCGCUUAUCUCCCUCCCAAUUAUGCAGACGUUGACGGCACAGGAACUUUACGCAGCACCUAUAAUUAUGACUCUUACUUGACAACGGGUUCUAGAACCAGUGAUUUCAAGUUCGUGACAUCUUACAAUGACAACACGCUGCCUGUUGACCAGACUCUGAGCAAAAGCCCAACAGACUUCGUUGAUAAUUUUGAAGAUUCUGACGUGUCCCCGGAGGUAAAUUAUUCCCACAGUCAUAGCUUGUUUGAAGUGCUUUGCUUUCUGCAUUUUUCAAUCUUUUAA